Molecule: messenger RNA, 1135 nt
Organism: Sorghum bicolor (sorghum)
Lineage: Eukaryota; Viridiplantae; Streptophyta; Magnoliopsida; Poales; Poaceae
Exons: 1
Coding region: 109-1032 (307 amino acids)
Source: RefSeq, a predicted model, not a curated record
CACGUCUCCUCGGGCCUCAGCCCUCCUACCACCCUCGCCGCGGCCGCGCCACACAAAAGCGUCACGCCGUCUGUCACAAAAGCUCACGAGUUGCGUCGCGUCGCGGCCAUGGAGGAGAGAAUUCCCCAACGACCAAGAGAGGCACAAGCACCCACCGUCGCUCAGCCGGCGCCGACGACCGGCAAGCCCUGCGAUGACGGCGAUGCUCUAGCUCCCGCCAUCCAGCUGCUUUCGUCGUCGUCCUCAGGCGAGGAGUCGUCCGACGACGAGGGGGAGCUCGAGUUCGAGUUCCCGUUCGUCAGCAGGGACUCCCCCGCGGGCACGGCCGCCCCGGCCGACGAGCUCUUCGCCGACGGCCGGAUCAGGACUUUCUACCCGGUGUUCGGCCGCGGCGCCAGCAGCCACGGCGGCUGCACGACGCGUCCGGCUGCUCCGGCGGCUGCCCCGCCGCGGGUGAGGGGCCAGCUGGGAAAGUUGUUCCUGGAGGAAACCCGGGAGCGCAACUCCUCCACUAGCUCCACGUCGUCGUCGUCGUCGUCGUCAGGGGCCGCCACGGACGACGACGGCCUGGAAGGCGUGGCGCCGGAGAGCUACUGCGUGUGGCGUCCGGGCUCGUCCGCGUCGCCCUCCCCGCCGACGCCGCCCAGGAAGAGCGGGUCCACGGGGUCCAUGGCGCGAUGGCUCCGCAUCAGCGACCUCGCGGUGGGCCGCAGCCACAGCGACGGCAGGGAGAAGUUCCUCUUUCUCGCCGCCGCGCCGGCGCACGACGCGCCCAGGCGGAGCAAGAAGCCUGCCCCUGUCCCUGCCCGGCCUGCAGGCGCCAGGAAGCCUGCGCCCUCCGCCGCCGUCGCCGCCGCAGACGCCGACACCGCCGCCGCCCACCGGAUAGCGCACCUCGCCAGAGGCGGACUCGGCGUCCCCGUCCCACCAGGCGGCACGCCGCGGCGCACGUUCCUGCCGUACCGCGAGGAGCUCGUGGGCUUCUUCGCCAACGUGAAUGGCAUCAGCCGGAGCCACCACCAUCCGUUCUGACGUCUUGUCACAGGCGAACAAACUAUUCGAUCAGUUACACACCCUGAUUAAUUAUUCAGUUUUCAGGGCUUGGAUUGGAUUGCGGCAAAAAAAAAAAAUCAAA